Homarus americanus (American lobster) is the source of this 4610-nucleotide messenger RNA. It is a transcript of the gene Cc2d2a, whose product is annotated as coiled-coil and C2 domain-containing protein 2A-like. Gene Ontology annotation, cellular component: ciliary transition zone. Lineage: Eukaryota; Metazoa; Arthropoda; Malacostraca; Decapoda; Nephropidae. Gene Ontology annotation, biological process: non-motile cilium assembly; protein localization to ciliary transition zone. The record is from RefSeq and is a predicted model, not a curated record. The transcript is spliced from 27 exons. Bases 1 to 4512 code for a protein of 1503 amino acids.
AUGUCCAUCGCCUUCCUGGCCUUCCGGGUGAUUCUGUUCGACGUGCUGCCACGCGAUGUUCGGGGGGACUUCCAACAUCCUGGCGGCGCUGGGGCGAACGGCGUCCCAGGCCAGAUUCGCCGUUCUCCCGGUCUGGACCUCGGUGACAACCUCAACAACCUGGCGGAAGUCGGGUCACAGCUCAAGAAUGAAGAAACCACCAAGUUCAGAGAAUACUGCGAGGGCAAACUUUUGCAGGCCAGAGCUGCUUCACGGAUAGAGAGCGAAGACUUUUUUAUACGCGUUUGGCCAGAGGAGCAAGUGAAGCCUACUCCCCUGGGCAAAUGGAAAGGCAAAACUUCUCCAGUACGUCUAGAUUCGAGUCACAGAGGAGUUGUCCCAAAGACUCCGCCAUCGUCCCCCAAGGAAAGAACCGAGAGAGACGACACAAGUGAGGAUGUUAUUGAUGAGGAGGAGAGCGAGGAGUUAGCACUUGUGGGUCCUCCGAAGCAGCUAGUGACCCACCUUGUCCCUGCCCAGUAUGUGUCGUACAAUAAGAGAUGCUUCCAUGAUGAGGAAACGCUCUUCUUGCCCUCACCAUUACCAAGUGACGUCCACAACAAGAUUGAUGCCGACGUAGCGCUGAGAAACCUUGCAGAUGAGGGUCUGUACAUUGGUGAGAAGCCGUACAUUACACAGACCAAUCUCAAUAUUACUGAAAACAGAUUUCUUCGUCAGGGAAGCAGGCAUUGGUUCACAGAGACAGGCUCACUUGAGAGACUGGACAACCCCAUCAGUGAGCAGAUCUACCACCAUCUUCCCUCGGACUUUGAGACCCAACUGGAGCCGCUCACGGUGUUUGUUCAUCCACAUUCAAGUGAGUGUCUGUCCACAAGUCAAGAUGAUGGCGGCGUGUUGGAUGUUGAACUCUCCCAGCUGACCUUCACCCAUCACCCUCUCUUCUCUCCUGAACAUGUGUUGGCCUCACAGCUCACUCAAGCUUACAACACAUAUGUGGAGAGGGUGGCAGCAAGCGUUACAAAGAUCCUCCAGAACAAACUUGUGGUACUACGGCAGUCAUUGGCAAAACUCCGUCAGAUUAGACCAGAGUCCAAGAGGCAGCAUAAGUCUGUCCACGAGGAGAUCGACUCUGUCCGCAGGUUGGAGAUCUACCGCCAAGAGAUCCGGGAGUGUCGUGAGGAGUUUAUCGCUGAAGCCGAGAGAGACCGAGUCCUUCUGACCAACAUCCUGAAACUUUGGAAAAACAUCAAACAUCUGAGGCGAGGUAAUAAGUACCACAGCACAGCACACAAACUGAUCAUAAAAAAGGAAGAUGUCAGUAAAGAAGAUGAAGAGGAGAGGAGGAAAGAGGAACUAGAGGAAGAGGUUAAAGAAUUACUUGAAGUUUAUGAAGAAGAUUAUACGAAGAAGAUGACGAAGUACGAGAAAGCCAUUACUGAGUGGAAAACUGCUCGUAAGAAAAGGAAAGAAGCCAAGAAACAUCAGCAGCAGCGACAGAAGUCAGCUUUAGGGGAAGAUUUAGAAAGUUCAAUUCUACAAGCUGCCCAGGACGACACCAUAUUGUCCACCCCAGAGGCAGCCAAGCCCCAGCCUCCCAAGCCAGUAGACAAGCACAAGGUAGAAUUGGAAGUUCUCGAGGUCUUCUCCCACACACGACGGCCACCAGGGGAACCCAUCAUACAACUGGAACUGACUCAGUCAUCGUCGGUAACAGAAAACAACCAUUGUCCUGAACAAGAGAGGCGCCGGAGACAAGCGGUUGGGAAACUAAAAUUGUGGGUGAAGGUUCUCAUAAACAACAAGCUGGUAACACAAACAUCUUCAGCUAGUCUUGGAAAUGACUUCACACUACACCUUGGCCAGACGUAUAGAAUGGCCCUGUCAUCGUGGCCACGGAGUGUUGUAUUGGAAGUCACCGAGGGAACGAGUCUUAGGCAGACUCUUGUGGCAACAGCAUUCUUACCAGUACCCAGCAAAACAAACACCUUCAAGGAUAUGUUUGAUACUGUUGAAUUCAGUGGUAAACAGGUCAUAAGCCACAACCAUGAAGGAGUAGGUUGUGGCCUGGCAGACUCAGAGUACGGAUCUUCCUUCACCUGCGGGUUGAUGAGGUACCGUCUGGGUUGGGCACUUGGUGACGAUGGAGAGAUUUUGUCGCCUGUGGGUCCUCCUCCAGCAGCUCUCACUGGUCAUUCUCCUGUUAGAUCACACCUGCACCCCAGAGCUGACCCCACAAUUGCUAAGAGGUGGCUUGAGGAUGCUCGCAUUGAUCCCAAUGACCCGAGUAAUGUAGCACUUGUAAGUCACUUGCAGAAAGCUGCUUCUGGUAAAUCUAAACCUAACAAUUACUUUGAGAUAGAUCGCUAUGAGGGAGACUUUUGUACUAAUGCUGAUCUGGAUGCCAGUGUACGGCUGCGCGUCCUUCAGCUCAGAGCUCAGGAAGUGCCAGAGUUUAAGGGCCUUAAACUUAUUCCUGCCAUUGAGUCAGAAGUCCUACGAAAAACUUUAGAAAAAUAUGAAAAUAAGGCUGCUAUUGGAACUGAACAUAAAGAGACCACAGAGUUAGAGAGCGGCGUUCUGUGGGGGUUAGACCAGCGAUGGGAGCGCACAGGGAAGCUGCUGGCUUCAUUACGCCGAAACAUGCAACAGCGUUACUCUCCAACAAAUGUUGCUCCAAAGCUGAAGGAUUUAGUGCAAGAGGAGAGCAUACCAGACAUUGGGACUCUUGGAACAUCUUUACUGUCAGUGUUCAAGCCUCGGCGACCACUGAAGCCACGGAGGAAGAAGAGGGACCAAGUUCGGGGUGCUGGCUUGGUUGACCCACAAGUGCAGCUCAUUGUGCACAUAGCUCGAGCCUUUCACGUUCCAGUACGUCAUGAUUCGUCACGUAACACUUCCGCAGAACAGAGUCAGUCAACAGAUGUGAUACAAGGAAGUAGUUUAGUGCGUCCCUUUAUUGAAGCAACUUUCCAGAGGACGGUUUUGCGCACUAGUGUCGCUGAAGGUCCCAACCCAACGUGGAAUCAGCAACUCUCAUUCCCCUUCAGAGCCCCGAAUGACACCUUUUCAUCAAAGACUCUACAGACGGUGACAGAUAACGUCUACCUUCACCUGUUUGAUGAAGUCAUUCAUGAUUUGCUCGAGGACGAUCGCAUGAGAGACUCGACAGUUCAUCAUCGAAUAGAGAAGUGCUGGCUUGGCUCUCUGAAGAUCCCAUUUUCUACAAUAUAUUCCAAUACCAAGAUUGAGGGAACCUUCUCUCUGGAAGAGCCUGUGGUGCUCUUAGGGUACAGCCGGGACACCACCUCAGCUGUCAACAUGGGUGCUCACAGGCCUCAAGGAGAGCCCAGUAGGUCUACCACACACCUCUCCAUCUACAUCACCCUGGAGCCAACACUUCCUCCUCCAGAACCCAUCAAGGCGCAGUUUGAGUCAAGUGAACCGGAGGAGGUGUUGGCAGCAAGCCGUGACUGGGUGGCUUCUCUUUCAUCCCGUUAUUCACGCCGCAAAUUCCGAACUCACGUUUUAGAUCUGUCAGGAAAGUUGUUGUGUUUGAAUCGCUUCAUCCGUCCACUGAAGCCGCCCAAUGAAUUGAUAGGUGAAAAUCCAGUGGAAAAUGCCCAUCGUUUGGCGUGGUACAUCUCUCUGAUUCCUUCCCUGGCUGACAUGACCCUUUUCCCUGGAGCUUGUGAUAUUUGGGCCAAUUCUGAGCAAUUUUUGACCAUGUUGACCGGUGAUGAAGAGGAACAUGCAGUAUUACUCACCAACUUCUUUCUUCAUAUUGGCAAGACAGCUUUCCUUCUCUUAGGUAGCGGAAUACCCGAGGGGGAGACUUGUUACGUACUCACCCUAGAGGACAACGGCUCAUGGCUGGUGUGGAAUCCUUCAACAGCUCAGUGUUUUGGUGCCACGGAUGCCUUCAGUCCCCUCAGUGCUGUCUACAUGCUCGUUGAUCAAGAUAAUAUUUGGGCCAAUGUACAGAAAUAUGAUGAUCCUCCGCGAGUUAACUUUGACGUCCAUGGUUCCGGGUGGCGUUCAUUAUUCUCCAGGUCUCAGCCGGACCCUGGUUUACCGAGCGUCCAGCCUCAGCGGCUCACAUUCCAUCCAGUCGACACAAGCCAAAUGGAUCAGCUGAAGGAGAGACUCGAGAUACUACUGAGAGAUGCCAUCAUGAAGUGGAGAAGCUCUCAGAGGACACCUUGGAACCGACAUGCCAUCAUGGUGUUAAGAAAAUUAGUUCAUGGAUUAGAGGAACCUCGAGCCUCUGGCAAAGAUACUUCACCUGAUCUCACACAGUUAGCGACAAUUAUGACUUCCCACAAGGUAUGUGGGGUGUGUGUACAUCAAGGGUACAGUACCAUGGCCAGUGUGGUGGAGGCUGUCCACAGUACUGGGAUCCACCUCACACAGUCAAAUGAUGCUGAAUUUGCCCUCGCUCUUCACCUCAAACCCUACCCAGCCUCCAUCAUAUCAGUGUGGGUGUAUGUGGCAUCACUAGUCAAGAGAAUGUAAGCUGCUUUGCCACACAGGGGAUUUUAACAUGAUUGUGGCUUUUAUGUAAUAGAGUUGAUUGCAGAAAAAAAAUAUAUUAAAUAAAAAAAAAAUGUGUA